UUCCCUAGACCACUUGGCUUUGUUGUGCUGCCUGUCUGACUAGGAGGAGGGGGAUUGGCGGCUUGCCGGCUCCGGGAGCGCUUCCCCGCCGCUCACCCCAACCCACCCACCCGCGCCUGGGUCAGGAAGUGUGAGCAGGGCUGAUGGAGGCGGAGAGGUAGGGCGGAAGGUUCAUACCAGCGCUGGGUGUGACAGCGGGCAGCGGAGGGCUUCGCAGCUUGCGGGGUGUCCAGCCCCGGUUCUGGCACGGACCCCAGCAUGGAGGGCUGCCGCUGGACGGCCGCGGGCGCCCAGCUGCUGGCUUCCCUCCUCCUAGCGAAUGCCGUUUCUUCCCUGCAAAGCUCCAGAACAGCUCGCUCGGAGGAAGACGGGGACUUACUAUGGGAUGCCUGGGGCUCAUGGAGUGAAUGUUCACGCACUUGUGGAGGAGGGGCUUCAUAUUCACUGAGACGCUGCUUGAGCAAGAUCUGUGAAGGGCAAAACAUCCGGUACAGGACGUGCAGCAAUGUGGACUGCCCACCAGAAGCAGGUGAUUUUCGUGCCCAGCAAUGCUCUGCUCACAACGACGUCAAGUACCAGGGACAGUUUUACGAGUGGCUUCCUGUUUCUAAUGACCCUGACAACCCAUGCUCACUGAAGUGCCAGGCCAGAGGAGCAGCUCUGGUUGUGGAGCUGGCACCAAAGGUUCUGGAUGGGACCCGGUGCUAUACUGAAUCCCUGGAUAUGUGCAUCAGUGGCUUGUGUCAAAUUGUUGGCUGUGACCACCAGCUGGGAAGCACUGUCAAGGAAGAUAACUGUGGGAUCUGCAAUGGCGAUGGGUCCACCUGCCGUCUGGUUCGAGGCCAGUAUAAGUCCCAGCUCUCAGCAAAUAAACUGGACGACACAGUGGUUGCCAUUCCCUAUGGAAGCAGGCAAGUUCGCCUUGUACUGAAAGGACCUGAUCAUUUAUAUUUGGAAAUCAAGAGUCUUCAAGGUGUGAAGAGUGAAAACAACCUCAGCUCCACAGGCUCUUUCCUUGUGGGCAAUUCUAGCAUCGACUUCCAGAAGUUUCCUGACAAGGAGGUACUAAGAAUAUCUGGGCCUCUCACUGCAGACUUCACUAUCAAGAUCCGCUAUGCUGGUGCUGCUGACAGUUCAGUUCAGUUUAUCUUCUAUCAGCCUAUCAUUCACCGAUGGAGGGAAACUGAUUUUUUUCCUUGUUCAGCAUCCUGUGGAGGAGGUUAUCAACUGACAUCUGCUGAAUGUUUUGAUCUGAGGAGCAACCGGGUAGUAGCAGAUCAAUAUUGUCACUAUUAUCCCGAAAAUAUCAAGCCAAAGCCAAAACUUCAGGAGUGUAACCUGGAUCCUUGUCCUGCAAGUGAUGGAUACAAGCAGAUCAUGCCCUAUGACCUCUACCAUCCCCUUCCUCGAUGGGAAAGUACGCCCUGGACUGCCUGUUCCUCAUCCUGUGGAGGAGGCAUUCAAAGCCGCAGCAUCUCAUGUGUAGAAGAAGACAUUCAGGGGCAUAUCAGCCCGGUGGAAGAAUGGAAAUGCAUGUAUACUCCAAAGAUGCCUAUUGUCCAGCCUUGCAAUAUAUUUGACUGCCCAAAGUGGCUUGCUCAGGAAUGGUCUCCGUGCACUGUGACCUGUGGACAAGGACUCAGAUACCGUGUGGUCCUUUGUAUUGAUCACAGGGGUAUGCAUACAGGAGGCUGUAGUCCUAAAACAAAGCCACACAUAAAAGAAGAAUGCAUCAUGCCCACUCCUUGCUACAAACCCAAAGAGAAACUUCCCAUGGAAGCAAAGUUACCAUGGUAUAAGCAGGCUCAAGAGCUGGAGGAAGGAGCAGUGGUAUCUGAAGAACCAUCGUUUAUUCCCGAGGCUUGGUCCACCUGUAGUGUCACUUGUGGAGUGGGCAGCCAGAUGCGGCUUGUGAAAUGUCAAGUGCUCCUCUCUUUCUCUCAGUCUGUGGCUGACUUGCCCAUUGAUGAAUGUGAAGGUCCCAAGCCUGUGUCUCAGAGAGCCUGUUACGGUGGUCCCUGCAGUGGGGAGGCAACUGAAUAUACCCCAGAGGAAACUGAGCUGCUGUAUGGUAGCUUGCAGGAGUUUGAUGAGCUUUAUGAAUGGGAAUAUGAGGGUUUUACUGAGUGUUCAGAGUCCUGUGGAGGAGGUGUCCAGGAGGCUGUGGUGACCUGCCUGAACAAACAAACCAGGGAGACUGCGAAUGAGAUGAUGUGUGUAAGCAGCCGCCGUCCUCCACAGCUGCUGAAAGCCUGUAGCCUAGACCCAUGCCCCCCAAGAUGGGAGAUUAGGAAAUGGAGCACCUGCAGUCUUACCUGUGGAGUUGGACUGCAAACACGAGAUGUCUUCUGCUCUCAUCUACUAUCAAGAGAGACUAAUGAGACUGUGAUUUUGGCAGAUGAAUUUUGCUAUAAACCUAAGCCAUCCCUCGUUCAAGCCUGUAAUCGCUUUGACUGCCCACCGUCCUGGUAUCCUACAGAAUGGCAAGAGUGUUCACAGACAUGUGGCAGUGGUAUCCAGAAGCGAGAUAUACUUUGUAAGCAGCGCCUGGCAGAUGGAAGCUUGUUAGAGCUGCCAGAAACCUUCUGCUCCAUGCCAAGACCAGUUACCCAAGAAGCCUGUAAAAAUGAGGAUUGUCCCAAUGAGUGGCUUCUCUCUGACUGGACACAGUGUUCAGUGAGCUGUGGAGAGGGCAUUCAGAGUCGAAAUGCCAUUUGCAGAAAGAUGCGGAAAACCGAGGGAUUUGUUACCAUCAAUUCCUCACUGUGCCCACCUUUGCCAUUCUCAUCCUUGAUCAGGCCCUGUGCACUAGGCACCUGUGCAAGGCACAACAGACCAGCUCAUAAGGAAAGCCCCCAUAUUAUGGCCAUAAAGAAAGUUUACAUCCAGACAAGGAAGCAAAAGAAGCUACACUUUAUUGUGGGUGGGUAUGCCUACCUGCUGCCCAAAACAUCUGUUAUUCUUCGAUGCCCCACAAGGAGGUUCCAAAAAUCAAUGAUCAUUUGGGAGAAGAAUGACAAGAGGCUUGUCAGCUCAGCUCACAUCACCAUUGUACCCUAUGGGUACAUAAAAAUCCAUCAUUUGAAGCCUUCAGACACUGGGACAUACACCUGCAUGGCAGGGCCAGCCCAGGAGCAUUUUGUAGUUAAACUUAUUGGAAGCAACAAGAAGAUCAUUGCUGGGCAGCCAACUGUUAUUAGGGAGGAAGAGGCCAUGAGAAAGGCCAGUUUAAAUGAAGCCUUGCGAACAGAGGAGAAACAUAUCAAUGGGAUUCUUUUCAACGGGAGCAAGCCUGAAAAGCGAGGACACCUUGCUGACCCCAGCAGGUGGUAUGACGACAUUGUCUCAAGGCUUCUACAGCACAGGAGCUGGCCAGGGGAAGAUCUGGAGUCCUGGGAAGCCCAGGAGUCCACCGACAGAAAUGCAUCCUCAGAGGAGGACCAGAGCCAGGAGUAUAACCUGCCAUUUACUAUGGUCACAGAGCAGAAACGCUUGGACGAUAUCAUAAGGAAUUUGUCUCAUCAGCCUGAGGAGCUUAAAGAUGUCUACUCUGAGCAGCUUGUUGUGCAGCUGGCUCACGAGGUUUUCAAGAGCCACUUGGAGCACCAAGGAUCUGUCUUCAAAGCAUCAAGGAGAGGAGUAGAUUCAACCUUGGUGGAGUACCCUCUCCACAGACACGUUUCUGGAUUUACCAGCUCCCUGAGGACAUCAUCCGCUGAAACAUUUCUUCCCACCUCUGUAGAUAUGUCAAAUGGCUUGGGCAGACCUCAUCAAAAGCCUGCAAUUCUUCGAAAGAUUUCAGCAGCACAACAGCUUUCUGCUUCAGAGGUUGUUACCCACCUGGGACAGACAGUGGUUUUAGCCGGUGGCACACUGAGCGUGCUACUUCAUUGCGAAGCGGCGGGAAACCCAAAGCCCACCAUCAGCUGGUCUAAGAAUGGAGAGGAGGUGAAAUACAAUGAUAGGAUGCUACUUCAGCCUGAUGAUUCCUUACAGAUACUAGCGCCUGUGGAAGCUGAUGUGGGUUUCUAUGCUUGCAAUGCAUCCAAUGCCCUGGGAUCUGAUUCUGUCUCCAUUGCUGUCACUCUAGCAGGAAAGCCACUGAUAAAGGCAUCAAGAGCUACUGUGGUCAACACUGAAUCACCUGCUGUCACUGUUGAUAUUGGAAGCACAGUGAAAACAAUCCAGAGAUCAAAUGUUACCAUUAGCUGCCUAGUUGCAGGUGUUCCUGAAGCAGAAAUUACUUGGUUUAAGAACAAGGUCAAGCUGUCCUCUGCUUACCAUCUGCAUGAUGGGUUGCUGCUAAUUGAGAAUGUUUCUCUGUCAGAUCAGGGGUUGUACUCCUGCAAGGCAGCCAAUCAUCGUGGGGAGGUAACUGAAAGCUCCCAGCUGUUGGUUCUUGAGCCUCCACAACCUCUUCCUUAUCUAGAAGACUUGACAGCAGUUCUCUCCAGUGCUGGGACCAGCACUCGUUCAGUGCUGACCUCUCCUUUGGGAACAAAAAUGACCGUCAGUCCAGGGAGCUCUGCUUUCAUAGGUUGUGCUGUGAACGGUCAUCCAACCCCGCACAUCACCUGGCUUUACUCUGGCGAGCCUCUCGGCCUGCGACACCACCUCCUGGCAGAGGGCCGGAUUCUUCAGAUACUUAAUGUCAGUGAUGCUCCUGAUGGUGAAUUCAGCUGCCUUGCUCAGAAUGAGGCUGGCUCGCUCACACAAAAAACGUCCUUGGCUAUACAAGAAUACCAGUGGUCAAUGGACAAGCUGAUGGCUUGUUCAUCUUCGUGCGGCCACAGAGGGGUUCAGCUGCCCCAGCUGAGGUGCUUACUGGAUGGGGCUGAAGUCAACAUAUCCCACUGCAAGGAGAAGCCUAAGCCAGCCCUGCAGCCCACUGCAUGCAACAGGAGAGACUGCCCUUCACGAUGGAUGGUAACAUCGUGGUCUCCGUGCACACGGAGCUGUGGCGGAGGCAUCCAGAUGCGGCGAGUGACAUGCCAGCGCCUGACAGCGAAAGGAAGUUCUGUCCCAAUGUCAAAUGAGGCUUGUGCCCAGGUGUCCAAGCGUCCCGUGGACACACAGAACUGUAACAGGCAUCCCUGUGUUGAGUGGGUGGCCUCCUCCUGGGGCCAGUGCAACGGACCUUGCAUUGGACCACGACUGGCUGUACAGCACAGACAGGUAUUUUGCCAGACCAAAAAUGGGAGUUCUGUGUCAUCUGAUCAAUGUGGUGUCUUACCAAGGCCAUUGAGCACCCAGAACUGCUGGACUGACAUCUGCAGUGUGCACUGGAGGGUCAGCCUGUGGACCGUCUGCACGGCUACAUGCGGAAACUACGGCUUCCAGUCCCGACGCGUGGACUGCGUGCACAUCCACACCAGCAAGCCCGUGCUGGAGCAUCACUGCUCCUGGAGGCCGCGGCCAGCAAACUGGCAGCGCUGCAACAUCACUCCCUGUGAAAACGUGGAGUGCAGAGACACCACAAGGUACUGUGAGAAAGUGAAGCAGCUCAAACUCUGCCAGCUCACCCAGUUCAAGUCACGCUGCUGUGGGACUUGUGGAAAAGCUUGAAGACAAAAGCAAUGAAAACGGAGGAACAAGGGGAUCACAGCCUUUGCUUCACUGAGGCAAGGACUUUUACAGAAAAUUUAAAUGGAAUGGAAUUCUUUUUUUCAUUUUAUUUAUUUCCUUAAAGAGAAAAAAAAAAAAAAAAAAAAAAAAAAGACAACCAUUUACCAAAUCAUUGUUGUAAAGGAACUUGACAAGUUUUCCCUUUUAUAUAUCCGGGAGACAGAAUUCAGCAAAACAAGGUCAUGAGGUUAGACCACGAACAGUCACUAAGCCCCACACCACCAACAAUGGGCCUGAGAGGAGUGAGGCUGCCCCAUAAUCCAUGUACAUGGCUGAGGCUACACCAACAGACAGAUGGGGAAGUGGAUCAGAGUAAAAACCUAGCAUCACAUUGGACCACUGCACAUAUGAAACAAAUAAUCAAACAGCUUAACAGGUCAUAGGUACUGGAGAAAAAAAAAGGUUAAAGUAAAUAUUCAGCUAUUCAGUAUACAGAUACAUCUAUCUUAGACUACUUUGAGAAAAUAAGCAUAAGGUUUUGCUUUAUAAACCUAUUUGUUGCAUCCAAGAUUGGAUUCCUUUUUUUUCUUUCCAAACCCCUCUCUCCUUCUUAUGCUAGCAUUUCAAAUUAUUUCAGUGGGAGAUCCUUGUAAUCUUUGAGGAUCUGGUGUCUGGGGAAGUUGAGCAAUGGUGUGUAAUGUGAGUGAGUCUAAAACACCUGAAAAUGUUCCCAGGUUGUGCUUGUGAGGUAGGAUUGGGAAUAGGAGGAUUGCCCUCAGCACAGGGGUGAGGUGAUGAUAAUUAUUAUCCAGGAGAAGGAGAGAAAGUAUGAUCUGCUAUUGACCGACUGUAAUACAAACCUGAAAAUUAUGUCCUGUAGUGAGCACAGGCAGGAAAGAUAAAAAUUUUCUGUGGUAAGAGGAGCUACUUCGCACGCUGCAUCCUACUAACACCUGUUUGGAAAAGAGAGGAGUACAGUUCCCAGAGUUCAUGUGCUCUCAGACUUGGGGUUUUGGAAAGGAACUUGAGGAAGUGAGUUUUCCUAUCCUGCUCAGGUGAAAUUUCUCUCUCCUGGCAGCCAAGCCUUUUGGACAAGUAGUAGGUAAGACUUCUUGUGGUUAUUCCUACUCAGCAGAAACAGAAUGGAUACAUCAUCAAUUACUGGACUAAUGACAAUAAUUUUUAACAGGCUUGCUCCUCUCCAGCUGCCUCCCACAACAAAACAUGCUAUAAAGCAGCACAUUUUUAAGCCCAUGUAUAACACCCUGAAGAUACAAUCUAAAAAGUGAGGCUCAAACAUCACACCCACAACAUGACUUUGCAUGCUGUCUGUGAGUCUUUCCCUCUGGCCAGCUGCAGUGGUUAUUCAGCUAGUGAAGUGCUUCAUCCCUUUAGUUCCUGGGCACUCUCUGCUCUGCUCAGAGUAGGGCCCUAAAAUUAGAGGAAAUCUGCAGAGUACGGGGUUUGAGCAUUGUGAAACUUUAAAGGAGAGGUGUCUGGGUCUGAGGCUUUGGUUCAAGACCAUCUCUAAAUUAAAGGCUUGGCAGUCCCUCUCCCAGUGGGGCUUAUGCCUUGUGGUAUGUUAAUGAAAUGCUGUUCAAAUACUGAUGUGUUACAGCUGCCAUGACAUGUGGAUUUUCCAGAAAAACUGGGGAGUCCACUUUUGAGGUCAGUGCCAGGUUCAGGACAUUAAACUGUCUUGAGUUGCAUUACUUCAAAACACAUCUGGCAGGGAACACUCUUAGUACAAAUGGGUCUUCAAGAAAUAGCGUUGCUAAGCAUCAGUGUAAUGUUUUAUUUAAAAAAAGAAGAAUGUCUUUCUAUGUAUGUAAAUGUAUAUCUUUUCUGUAUAUUUAUUAGGAUUUCUUGUAUAAAAAGUGCAAUAUUAAUAAUUGUACAUUAUUUUGUACAUUAUUUUGGGUAUUUCUUAAUCUCCCCAGAAUUUUGUUCCUCUAAAAUCAACAGUAAUAGUGUUUUUCUCUUAAUUUUAAUAGCACUUGCGUUUAAUCAGGGAUCUGCUUCACUGUGCAUAGAGUGCUUUAUAAACUAUGACAUGAUGGAGGGAUCAUGUUUUUAACUUGCGAAAUUAUAGUUAUGCAUGGAAUGAAGAACAAUUCCUUAAUAACAACAAUAAUGAUGAUGACGAUGUGGUGGAUAUUUCUAGUACAGUAAUUAACAAAAAACAGUACGAGGAAAUAUUUUCAUUUGUUUAGUAGCAAAACAGAUGAUCACAUGUCAAAUAGUAGAUGUGUAACUGUACACAGGAUAAACACAAAGGAUCAGAUCUGGAGGGGCCACUGUGUUGUCUCUGCACAAUGUGAAUUUAAUUUCAUAUGUCUGUCCUCUGAAUUGUGACUUGGCAGCAUCUCAGUAAGAUAAUGAUUGCUGAUUGGAUAGUUUAUGAAAGGACACUUUUCUUCCCUAAAAAGAAAACGAAACAGCAAAUUUGUAUUUAUACAACUUUUUAUACAAGUAAUGCAGGUAACUUAUUUAACUACUGCUGUCUGAUGUGUUGUUUAUUAAUCUUAAAAACAAAAGUCAUCAAAGUAACAAAGCUGUUGGAGUACCCUGUCCUCAUUCUGUAUUAUGAUAGCAGCACACAGCUGUUGCACAAAGUACAAAUGAUCAACCUGACUUGGGGAAAGAGGAUGUCUUAACUUAUUUUUAAAAGUCUCCAGCCAUUAAGGUUCUGUACUCUGUCUUAGAGAUCUGUUUUAAUUCUUCAUUUGCCUUGCUUUGUUCUUUUUUGCUAAUGUCUUGCUUCUAUUGCUCUUGCAGAAGUAUAAAGCCAUCACUGCUGGUCCUAGGAUCAUGGAAAUCAGUAAAAGUAUACUCCUUUUUUUAAUAUGCAGCAAUGCUUAAAGACAUCUUGUAACUCUCCUCAGCAACCUAUGGCAUGAAGCAACCCUUAUUACUUCAGUCUUUCCUUAUAGGUCGCUGCUGCCUUCAGUAAUGGAGCUUCCAACUCCUUGAAGCAUCAAGUAUAUAUCUACAAGAAAUCCUGGUAAUGGUCAGAAUUACAAAGGGAAAAGGAAAGAAGAAAAAAAAAUAAUAAAGCAAUAGCAUUUUCUCUUAACAAAGACAAAAUCAAAUUUUGAAAGCUAAUCUGGUUCUGCCAUUGCCCUUUUCAAACAAAUGAAUCAAUGUCUGUUCUAAAAGGGAACAGUGAACAAUUUCCCUAGUAUGAUAUUCCUGCAUAUGCUUUUUAGACACCUACACUGCAGGUAAAUUACACUCCAUACAUACAGAAACACAGACAGAGAUGCAAGCCAAAGACCAGACCUCAGACUUCCAAGCAACAGUACUGAAGACAAUGGGAAUUCGGUCAUUCAUUUUGAGUAAAACAAGAAUAGAAUCUGGAGUUGAUGUAAAAUGAACAGCAGGCCAGCUUAGGUUCUCAAGAGAAUAAUUAUUCUGGUUUUGUGCAUAUGAUUCUAGUUACCAGUCAAGUCAAAAAGCCUUCAAAACCUUCAAAGCAAGCUUCCAGUUUAGUUCCCCCUACAAAUUUUCCUUAAUGAAGAAAAACAGUUCUGCAGCAAGCAGAAAAAUGCAGUGCUGAAAGGUUCCCCACAGGAGACCUACUCUUGCCCCUUGUUACAUGACAAGGUAAGCAAAGCUGUUUUCCAAAGUAACCUUUAGCUGGAAAUUUUUUUACCUACUAUCUGGCUGCAGUCAUAUGGACUCCAACUGAAGCUUUUUUUUCUUGUUAAGUUAUGAUACUUUUUGUAAAUUGACCUAUCAAACAGAAAGCUAAUAAUCACCUUACUGUCAGUUUGUUGUCCAAGCACUGAUUCAUACAUAAAUAUGAUUAUUCAUCAGCACAAACCUCUAUUUGUAGAAAAAUGUAAACCAAAAACUUGCUCUUUUCCAAAUUUUCAGGACUGUAGAAGUCCUCUUAAGUUCUUAAUGGCAGCUGUCAGUGAGUCACUGAGCAUUUCAGGUAGUAGUUGAAUGAAUGAACUUCAUUCAUUCAACUAUCUAAUUUCUAACACAAGCUUUCAAACGGGUUUUAAUGUCAGAUUUUUCUCACAGGUUACUAAUGUAUACAGAUAGGAAGCUCACAACUGCUAAUGCUAACUAUGGCUCUGCAUAUAAUCUGCAGACCAGGGUUGUGGAAUCAUCAAUUUAACCAUUCCCUUAAUGUUCUUAUUUAAAGGCAAAUGUAUAUUUAUCAAUAGUGUUAUGUAUUAACUGUCACACCCAGCUUUUAUUUGUGGAAACUAAACAAAAGAAGGUGUCAAAUACUUCAGUUUGCACAAAAUUGAGGGAGGGGACGGUCAGACAUCCUUUUUCUACUGAUCCUACACAUUUCUCACACAAAAACUAUAUUGGUUAAUCGUCAUUUUCGCCUACAUUGAUCUUCAUCAUCUCCAGCCAACAUCUCCCCUCCAUUCAAUCGGAAUAAAAUCUAAAAUAUGGUCAUAUACAGAGCUAUUUUAAUAAAAUUUUGAUAUAAAUCACUAAGGCAUUCUCACUAAGACAUUUCAAUAAUAUGCGACCCAAGGUGUUAUUUAUCCAGAUUUAUAAGGAGAAAAGCCAUUUCUCAGCAUCUUCUCUUCUGGUUACAACGCUUAUUUCUAUCCUCCCCUGCUCUUUGGCUGAGAUACAAUGCUUGCUCCCAUUCUCAACUUCACAUGUGAAGAUAUGGACACAAAAAUACAUUUUAUUCUCCAUCUGUCCCUCUGAGAAGCAAUUAUGGUGCUCAGCCUCACCUUUCCAUCAGUGAUCACUGAUGAAGACUGAAAAAGUCUAUGAAAUCACAGACUCCCGCCCUUGUUUUUUGCCAGAAUGGUUACAAAACCUGGAACAGCCUCUACUGAGACAUCCAGUACAUUCUGAGUGGCUGAGGCAGCAAGGCUGAGAGUACACAAGUGCCUUUGCAUUCGAGAAGUAUCACAGCAGGGUCCAUCUGGAAGAGUUAUUUCAAAUGAUGAAAAGAAACUGACAGAGCACAAAUUAGCUCAGAAAAUGUAUUUAAAACAGGAUCAUCAUCAGGGGUUCCUCACUAUUUGUAUACCAGCUCAUGCUCAUAUAAAGAAGGUUUUAUGCAUGCAGAAACAAGGUUAGCACAGCAAAAAAUGCCUCUGACCAAUAAAAAAACAAUCAACGAAAAAACCCAGAAUGAGAUGAAACAAAAUCAAUUUAUAAGUACUACUUCUAGAAAUACUGAGGUCAAAGCAUUUACCCUGUCACUGGAAAGUAGCUGACAGCAUAAAGUAAUAAAGUGUGACAGUUUAAAUAUUUGUUGCCUAUAUCACCAGCUAUAACCACAAUUAGAUGCAAUUCAUUCUCAUUAGAAUCUUGCUGGUGCUUUUUGGUUUGCUUUUAAUGGAGGAAGCCCACUGGAUGUGCUUUGCCCUUCAUGCUUACCAGCUUUACACCAGUGACUGCCUUCGGCACUGUGGCUGAUGAGCACACAUGUUGGGAGACCUGCACACACUUACUUCGCACAGAAAUAGGAUUGCAUGGGAAUGUCUUUAAUGCCCCUCUCUGAGUCUAUAUCAGUCUGUACCAUGUGCAAAUUAUACCACCUCAGGCUGCUCUGAAUUGCACAUGUUGAUUGUUUGUGAAGUGUGGCAGAUGGGAAGGAGCAAUGCACCGUGUCACCCAUUGCACACUCAUUUCUUCUUGGCACCUCAGUGUCCCAGUGACAAGGGCUCAGAGCCACUCCUCUCCCCCUCACUUGCUUACAUAGCUCCAAUGAGCUCUGCAGGUCUUUGACCCUGACAGCUGAUUUAAUUACUAAACAUUACUUCUUUCCAAGGAGAGGUUUCAUCCUACCAUGCUCCUUCCACACUCCCUUCAAAAUGACUGCUUCUGUCAGCAAGAGCAAUGGCUUUUGAGGAAGAUGGGCACCACGUUUCUAAAGGCCACAUUCCUCUGCACAGCAUGUUAGUGAAGAUACUUGUCCUGGUUUCAGCUGGGAUAGAGUUAAUUUUCUUCCCAGUAGCUGAUAUAGUGCUGUGUUUUGGAUUUAGGAUGAGAAUAACGUUGAUAACACACUGAUGUUUUAGUUGUUGCCGAGCAGUGGUCAAGGACUCUUCAGCUUUUCACACAGCCCUGCCAGCAAGUAGGCUAGGGGGCACAAGAAGCUGGGAGGAGACACAGCCAGGACAGUGGACCUGAACUAGCCAAAAGGAUAUUUCAUACCAUAUGAUACCAUGCUCAGUAUAUAAAAAGGGGAAAACUAGCUGGGAGUUGCUGCUCAGGAACUAGCUGGUCAGCAGGUGGUGAGCAAUUGCAUUGUGCAUCACUUGUUUUGCAUAUUCUAAUUCUUUAAUCAUUAUUAUUAUUGUUGCUGUUGUUGA
Messenger RNA from Tyto alba (common barn owl), 11873 nucleotides. RefSeq names its product ADAMTS like 1 (gene ADAMTSL1). NCBI's taxonomy places the organism in Eukaryota, Metazoa, Chordata, Aves, Strigiformes, Tytonidae. Gene Ontology annotation, molecular function: metalloendopeptidase activity. The record is from RefSeq and is a predicted model, not a curated record. The transcript is spliced from 29 exons. Gene Ontology annotation, cellular component: extracellular matrix. Bases 259 to 5565 code for a protein of 1768 amino acids. Gene Ontology annotation, biological process: extracellular matrix organization.